This is a messenger RNA of Dermochelys coriacea (leatherback sea turtle), 7799 nucleotides long. It is a transcript of the gene MYNN, whose product is annotated as myoneurin. Gene Ontology annotation, biological process: regulation of transcription by RNA polymerase II. The record is from RefSeq and is a predicted model, not a curated record. Bases 301 to 2148 code for a protein of 615 amino acids. NCBI's taxonomy places the organism in Eukaryota, Metazoa, Chordata, Testudines, Dermochelyidae. Gene Ontology annotation, cellular component: nucleus. Gene Ontology annotation, molecular function: protein binding; DNA-binding transcription factor activity, RNA polymerase II-specific; RNA polymerase II cis-regulatory region sequence-specific DNA binding. The transcript is spliced from 8 exons.
AUGGGAAUUGUUGUCCACGCCCUGCCCACCGCCUCGAUGCCACCGUCCCCCGCAGCCCCACAAGACCGAGACCGGAGGAUGACGCCGUGCCACUGUGGGAGUCAGGUCCCGUUAGCGACGUAACGUGGAGCCCGGUUGGCUCCAAUGUGGCUGGGGGCAGAGACCUCCCAGGCCGAGACCGGAAGUGAUAUUCCGGAAGCGGACGAGCGGUGCGUGUGCUGUCAUCAUAAAAUGGCGGCCUGAGGCGAACGGACUCGGUCUCCCCUGCCUCAGGCCAAGACACUCCAUCCCUCUAUCAAAAUGCAGUAUUCCCAUCACUGUGAGCACCUUCUAGAGAGGCUGAACAAGCAACGAGAGGCAGGCUUCCUUUGUGACUGCACGGUAGUUAUUGGUGAAUUCCAGUUCAGAGCUCACAGAAAUGUGCUUGCCUCCUUCAGUGAGUACUUCGGUGCAUUUUACAGGGAUGCCUCUGACAAUAAUGUGGUUUUGGAUCAGACUCAAGUGAAGGCUGAUGGAUUUCAGAAACUCCUGGAGUUUAUAUACACGGGAAACUUAAACCUUGACAGUUGGAAUGUUAAAGAAAUUCACCAGGCUGCUGACUAUCUCAAAGUGGAGGAGGUGGUCACUAAAUGUAAAAUAAAAAUGGAAGACUUUGCUUUUAUUGCUAAUCCCUCCUCUACAGAGAUUUCUAGUAUUACGGGAAACAUUGAACUGAACCAACAGACUUGCCUCCUCACUCUUCGAGAUUACAAUAAUAGAGAGAAAUCAGAUGUCCCUUCUGCAGACUCAGUUCAGCCACAAGCAAAAAAAGUGGGUUUAGAAAAGAAAUCUACUCAGACCAGGAAGCGAAAAAAGACUUUUAACUCUCAGAAAAACAUGAAGAAUAAACCAGUGCAAUAUCAGAAUGACAUAAUUGAGAACUCAUCAGUCGAUAUGUUUUUAGAUGCAAAUAAACUGGCCACACAGAUAACGGAACAAGCUGCCCAAGGCAGCGAUAACUCGGAGCUACAGCUAGCGUCUGUGGUGGACAGUGAAACUUUUGCAGCACAAGAUGUUUUGAUUCAGACUAUUACAGUGAAACAAAAACGGGGGAAGCUGCAGCAGAACUGUGCAUUGAAAGAACACAGUAUGUCUAAUAUAGCUAGUGAAAAGAACUCUUACCAAUUGGAGAGCACCGGGGAAGAACUAGAUCAGAAAUACUCCAAGGCCAAGCCAGUAUGCAACACUUGUGGGAAAAUAUUUUCAGAAGCCAGUAGUCUACGACGACACAUGAGAAUACACAAAGGAGUAAAGCCUUAUGUGUGUCAACUCUGCGGGAAAGCAUUUACACAGUGUAAUCAGCUGAAAACACAUGUCAGAACGCACACAGGGGAGAAGCCAUAUAAAUGUGAAUUGUGCGACAAAGGCUUUGCCCAGAAAUGCCAGCUAGUUUUCCACAGUCGUAUGCAUCAUGGAGAAGAGAAACCAUAUAAAUGUGAUGUAUGUAAUCUGCAGUUUGCAACUUCAAGCAAUCUGAAGAUCCAUGCCAGGAAGCACAGUGGUGAGAAGCCUUACGUGUGUGAUAGGUGUGGGCAGAGGUUUGCUCAGGCCAGCACGCUGACGUACCAUGUUCGUCGCCAUACAGGAGAAAAGCCGUAUGUGUGUGAUACAUGUGGGAAAGCAUUUGCAGUGUCCAGUUCUCUUAUCACUCAUUCACGAAAACAUACAGGAGAGAAACCAUAUAUAUGUGGUAUUUGUGGCAAAAGUUUUAUUUCCUCAGGAGAGCUCAACAAACAUUUUCGGUCUCAUACAGGUGAAAGACCAUUUAUCUGUGAACUGUGUGGAAAUUCUUACACAGAUAUAAAAAAUUUAAAAAAGCACAAAACAAAAGUUCACACAGGAUCUGAAACCACCCUUGAUUCUAACACAGUUGAUAACUCCUACAAUGAGCAAGAAUCCAUUCAAAAUCAAAAAAGCCCUUUGUCAGAGUCUGCAGAUGUGAAGCCUUCUGAGAUGUCUUUACCACUUCCUCUUCCCAUUGGGACUGAAGACCAUCAGAUGCUGCUGCCUAUAACUGGUAAUCAGUCUCCUUCCUCAGACACAUUGCUGAGGUCUGCUGUGACUGGAUAUUCAGAACCUCAGUUUAUUUUCCUGCAGCAAUUGUACUGACUCUGUGCAAUAUGGGAACCAACAAGACAAUCCUGGUAGUGAACACACUAUUGGUAAGGUGAACAUAAUCAUCCAAGCAGUUGGACUUACUCUUUCUCAUUCUUUUGAGUGAAGACAUUUGGUAAUGUAUCUACACUGUGCAGUGCUGUUUCUCAUUUCUUGUUACAUUUUGCUAAUCCGGAAUCAUAUUUAUCAUUGUAAUUGACCACUGACUUUUCCUAGGAGGAAAUACCUUUCCAGAGCACCUGCCUUAAGAAACGUGUGCUAAAUAGAUACGUAACUGUACUCUGGAGAUCUCCUCCAAUGCUCAUGCAGAGCUAACAUAUUAGUGUCAUUUGUGAGCAGACUUUCAAGCCAUAUUUUUGUUAGUUAAUUUACUUUAAAUACCUUAACUCACAGGUGUGGUCCUUGUACACAGCCUUGUAUAAAAAAAAAAAAUUGCAUGACAAAUUUAUUAAACACAGGCUCCCAAACUCCAGGCCAAUGUAAGAGGAGUAUAUGAUGGCAACUGGGCCAGUUCUUUAGUGAAAUGUUUUUGAAGCAUUACUGGUGUUGAUCAGAAGCAGCUGUUUGCCAGUCAGACUAGAUGGAAAGCUUUGGGCAAAUGCCAUGACAGCUGAGGGAGGCUUUUUCCUUGAGCAAUGAUUUAGAGGCUAGAUAGCACAUAGCCUUUCCCUCUCCUGGAUUCACAUUCAGAUGUGACAAACAUGAGUUUGAUCCUAGCUGUCAUCUCUCCACAUCCCCCAAAACAUCUCAUAGUUUGACAGAAGUGACAGUCUUCUGCUCAGGAGAGGUCAAAAGAUGGAAUAUGGUGAAUGCUGUAGGUCACAUUGGAUUAAGAUUAUUGUAAGUAAGAAGAUGUAUUGAGUUAGCUGUGAGGAGACAUGGCUAGCAAAUGUCUGACUUCUAUCAUCAUAGUUACUAAUAUUACAGUAGCACCUAGAACUCCCAAUCAGGAUCAGAGCCCUUUUGGGUUAAGCACUGUACAGACACAUCAGUUCCUGCCCUGAAGCGUUUACAAUAAAUGAGCAACAAAUUUACUCUCAAAAAAUUAAGUGAAAGCUAAAGAUGAGGGAGUUUUAGUAAAGAAGAUUGAUCCAAGGCCCUAAACUUUGCAGUUACCCACAAUAGGCUCUUACUAUUCCAUGCCAGAAUUCAGGAAGGCAUAAUAGAAAAACAUUUCCUUAAAAAAUAAAUGUAGUGUUUAUUUACUGCUUUAUUUCCCAUGCCAGUAGUGCAGUUUUAGGCAGUUGCUGUGGUUUGUAGCAAGACCCAUGUGAAAAAGCUUUGUUUUUUAUACCACAAUGUGUAGUGUUUUGUUUUGUUUUUUUUAACAUUCUUGUGCAAGCGUUGGCACACAGGCCAGAAAUUAGGGUCUUCAAUUCCUCUUUCUUUUGCUGCUGCUUCUGUCUGCUCUAUGGUGCUGAGACAGACUACUCUGUCCUCUCUGCUAAGGGUGGUUCUUAAGGUUUCUCUUGGACUCCUUAUUUCCUCACACCAGUUGGUUUCAACUGAACAGCUUCAUGUGGAGUCUUUGUGUUGACAUCCAGAGUACAUGCCCCAGAUAUGUUCAGGGCUUCCUUCUGAGUCUGGUGGAAAUGAGUUGAUGAUUGAUGAUUUCAUGGAUCUCUUCAUUGGUAAUGAAGUCUUUCUCACUGUCCAGAAUCUUUCAUAGGCACUUAUUUUCAAUGGUGUCUAGUUUUCUGUCUAACCAUUUGGUAGAUCUCCAUCUGUCACAGCCAUAUGUUAGCACUGAGAUUACAUUAGAAUUGAAAAUUCUCAGUUUUGGUCUGAUGCUCUGAAGAUCUCAUUGAUUACCAUAUUAAGGUUAGUAAAUGCUUUUUGUGGCUGCCUUUCCUAUUCUUGAUGUCACUUCCUUCUUGUGAUGUGUAUUGGUCAGUAUGGUGCUGCCAAGGUAGAUGAAUGGGUUUACUUUCUUGAUUUUUGGCAUCUAAUAUUAUUGCUUGAAAUCUAGGUUUCAAAGAUGUUUGUUUUAGCAUGAUUGAUUUUGAGCCCUGAUUGGCCUGUUGUUGUUGGCAAGGUCGUCUGUCUUUAAUAGUAACUUUUCAUGGGUGUCAUUCAGCAUAUCAUCAGCAAAAUCUAGGCCUUCUAGACAUUUGUCAACUCCCCCCCCCCCCCCGCCGCUAUACCAGUGUUAGUAUUGCUAAUACACUUCUUCAAUAUUCAGUCUAUGGCAAUGCCAAACAGCAGCAGCAAUAAAAUGCAGCCCUGUUUCACAUUAGUGUCCACACUGAACCAUUCAGUUGUCUGGGUGUCCACUGUUGCAGAGCACUUCACAUCUCUGUACAUGGCCUUGAUGAUAAUUACAACUUUAGCUGGAUUCCAUAGGAGUGAAGAAUGAAUAGUCCACAAUGUAUGUCUAUCUUUGGGGGGGGAUGCCUUUUUGGGGAAAAAAAAAAAACAGUGAAAUUAUUGAGGGGAGCUUGCCAUUCUAUACUUUCUUCUGUGGUGGUCCUUAACUGAAUAUCUGGUCUACACAGAAUCUCUUGGGCCUGAAUCCAGCCUGUUUUCUAUGCUUUGCAUCCACUGCCUCUUUCUUCCUGUUUAGAAUCACACUACCGAAGGUUUUCCCUGCAAUAGAGUUGUGUAAUUCCUCUCCAGUUGUUACAGUCAAUAAGAUCACCCCUUUUGGACAUUCUGACAAUGAUUCCAUGUUUCCAUUCGUCAGGAGGCUUCUCUUUUUCCCAGACUUUAUCGGACAGCUCUGUCAGUUUCAUUAAGGUGAUAGUAUCAAAUCCUUUUAGCAUUUCUGCAGUGACUUGAUCAUCUCCUGCUGCUUUAUUUUUUUUCAGCUUCCUGAUUGUGGCCUUUACUUCUGUCAUCUCUCUUGGACUGAUGGAAACGUCACGUUGGUCAGGUUUGCAUGUUUAAAUGGAAGUCUGGUGCUGAAGUCCGCCUUGGUCUGUUGAGGACUUCUCUGAAUGCUUUGCCCAUUUAUUUUUCUAUUUUACCUUAGUUGUAAGCAUUUUUCCAUCUUUGCUUUUUAUUGGCCCAUGUCCUAUUCUGAAAUUGACACACAGGAUUUUAAUCACUUGGUAAAUAGCCCUGACAUCCAUAAUAGCAGCAGCUUCAGCUGCUAGAUCUUCAAUGUUUCUUCAUUCAUCUGCCCUUGUGUUGCUUUUCACCUCUCUAUCUGCUUUCAUGCACUCCUCUGCUUUUCCCAAUACUCUGGUUGGUUUUAGCAUUCAGGAGUUUUCCUUUGAUAUCCAAAUGUGGCUACUACAGCUUGAACCACAUUGUCUGUAAGCCGGGCCCAAGGAGUUUAUAUGAGCUUUCUCUUUAACAAGCAGCGUUUCUGGUGUCUGACAGUGUCACUGCUUAAGCUCCAUUGUGAUUAGUGGGAGUGUUUUUAUGCCUCACCAAGCCAAUCUUAGAACUCUCAAGAAUAAUCAAUAAAAAGCCACAUAGGCAUGUUUUCUCCAGUCAGAAACAGUAUCUGUGAUAUUUUUAAGUGCAUUCUUUGUUGUUUUUUUAUUUGUUGAUACCAUUUUAUCUGCAUUGGUGCCUAGGGGCUAGGCCUUGGUAAACAGAAGAGCGUAGAAGAUGCCUAUUAAUAUAAUUCCUACUCUACUCCCUAUAACUCAUCUUCACCUAAUUAAAAGGGCUUUGUGAAAAAUUUCUUAGUGGAUUUAUCCUCUGCAAAUGGAACCCUGAAUCCUGGGCAUGGCUCUGUCUUUUAUUUGUUGCUUUCUUUAUCCAUGUGUGUGUUUUCCUCUUUGUCUGUACCUUUUAAAUUAAAUAGAUGUCUCAUCUUUUGUUGUUUAUCAUUUUAAAUGUGACAUGUGUAAUACUGUUUUUGAUUGUUUAAUGCCUAAUUACAUGCGGUCAAUUUGCUGUUGAGGGUUACUGGACAUUAUGAAGUACAACCAAGUCUCCCAAAAAUCUUCUCACUGCAGUAAAACGAAUCCUUGCCAUUGCUUCCUGACCUUCACAGUAUUUGCUUGUCUCCAUCAUGUCUAUGCCACAGCAUUUGCCAGCAUCUACUGUCCUUCAGCACACGGUUGUAGGACACUGGAUGAAUCAUUUUGAGUUUUCAGUGGUGCAGUGUGGCUUUUUUCAUUCUUUUGAAAUCUUUGUUUUUUCCUUCGUAAUCUUUCAAGGAUUCCAUGGCCAACUGGUAAUUCUGUGACUGAAGAAUCGCACCAAAAAGCAGGGCCUUGAAUAUAAGUGACAAAGGUCCACUCCUUGUGACCAGAUCUAAGGCUGCAUUUUCUGACCAAAAAUACAGCAAAGGUAUAAAGAUGAAUGCAGUUUCAGUAAUUAGUAUUGCACAAAAGAAAAGCCAUCUUAAGUGCUCUGCCAGCUUAUAUGGUUACACUGCUCUUUGGCAAGUUCAUCUUUAAAUGUAUUAAAGUACAUCUCUUCUUAUGUGCUACUACUUUAAAAAAAAAAAAGUUUAACUUGUUCAGAAUUACUGAGUAAUGCAUAUAUUACCAGAAGAGCAAAUUAACUCUGAAAAACACAUUCCUGUGUAGAAUAUGCAUUCCAUAAGAGUGUUUGUUUCAACUGUUCUUAUAUUUCUAAAAUUUUAGAUUACUACAGUAUUCUUACAUUUCAGACUUUAAAAAACAAAAAAAAAAAAAUCAGUGCUUAUAUUUAUACUGGAUCCAGUUUAGAUAUUUAUAGAGGUGACAUUUGCUUUAUAUUACUCAUUUAGUUUUCUUUAUACACAGGAAGAUCAUCAUUUUUACAAGACAACGGUUUUAAACCUCUCUUCACAGAAUACACAGGUUCUGAUAAAGUUGUUCUCUUGCAGCAAUAAUUUAAUGAUCUGUACUCUUGAGUACCAAUUCUUAUCCUCAACUUUGAUGAAAAUGACUCAGCUGCUGAGUUGAUUUCCCUUAAAUAUAUUAAUUUAAUAUAACAUAAUUUAAAAAAAUGUGUAGGAGUGUUCCAGCUGGGUGCUGUAGAACUUUGAGAGAGAGAGAGAGAGAGAGAGCUGUACUGCAUAUCUGUGACAAUGCCUGGAGUUCUUUCCAUGCAUCUCUUAUGUGGCGGCUUACUGCUCUUAAGUUCUAUUUGGAGCUGGAAGUUAUAUCAAGAGGAUUGAUGGUCCAUGUAAAGAGCGAAUGGGGGAAAACAUGGACAUCUUAAAUAGUCAAAUGCCGUUAAUAGUUAACCAAAGUUCUCCUUUCUGAAAAAUGAAAGUGGGACCAUUAAAAUUUCUUUAAAAUCUUGAAAAAGACUUCUAAAGACUAUCUCAAGUGUGAUCCAAAUCUCAGCAAGUCCACUAACUUCAAUGGAAGUUUUGCCUGAGGGCUUGACUGCUCUUGGAAAUUGACCAAAAUAGCUAGCUAUUCCAGAAUGGGGAGUUAUACCAGAAUAGCUAUUCUGCAAUAAUUUUUUUGGUAAGCUCCAAGUGUAGAAAAACCCAGAGUAAGGAUUACAAGACUGGACUUUGUGAGAGGCCGUUGGUAAGAUUUACAGAAAUAGGUCUAGAUAAGAACUAGUAAUCGAUUUGGGUUAAGUUAUUUUUGAAGUAUUUUUCCUGUAUAUACAAAGUGUUUUUCCUUCUGCUAUGUGUAUAUAGUUCAGUUCUUUUUUUAUAAUCCCAUGGGGAGGGGAGGUGUGUGUACAUAGGUUGCAGUGUUUGUUAGGCUUUAAUAAACUUGUUUUGUAAUUUUCCCUCA